AUGGACUCAGAAUAUAGUGAAUCAGAAUACGAUCCGAAUGAUGAGCGUUGGGAUGAUUGGGAGGAAGAAGAGGGAGAUCAACAGGACAUUAAAUGUUUAUUUUGUGAUGAAUUAUUCCCUUUGGCGAACAACUUAUUUGGCCAUACUUCGCGUCAUCACGGAUUUGAUUUUCAAAAAACGCGUACAGAAUUGAAACUCGAUUUUUAUCAAUGCAUUCGCCUGAUAAAUUAUAUUCGCCAGCAGGUUUUGGAAAAAUCCGAAAUUACUAUACCAAAUAUACGAGAGAUCCUCAACGAUGAUGUUUACCUUAAGCCAACACUUGAAGAAGAUCCCUUAUUAUAUGAUCAAAGUAUUGACGUCGAUCCUACCACGCCUUUAGAACAUGAACUUUUAAAAAAGCUUCGUCUUUCAGAGGAACGACUUUUUAACACCGAAGUAAGGCUUAAAACCAUUGAAUCACAAUUCGACGAAUAUCGUAGUAUGGUCAAAGAAUCCUUCUUUGAAGUUUAUUCCGAUUUAGUAAGCGAACGGUCAACAAAAUCUUUAAAAGGAUCAAGCUGUUAUGAAGAUAGGACAAAUUAUUAUUUUAACUCUUAUGCAAAAAACGAUAUUCACGAAGAAAUGUUAAAAGACCGAAUUCGCACUGAAAGUUACCGAGACUUUAUUUAUGAAAAUAAAGAUAUCUUCAAAAACAAGAUUGUACUGGAUGUCGGAUGCGGUACUGGUAUAUUAUCAAUGUUUGCGGCAAAAGCGGGCGCGUCCAAAGUAGAUAUAAUAAUUUCCGAGUGGAUGGGGUAUUUCUUAUUCUUUGAAGCUAUGUUGGACUCGGUGAUAGCAGCGCGUGAUAAAUGGCUGGCACCAGGCGGCAUUCUUGCGCCCAGUCAUUGUCGUCUUUUAUUAACAGCAAUUGAAGAUGAAGAGUUAUUCAAUGACACUUUUAACUUUUGGAAUGAUGUCUACGGGUUUAAAAUGACGGCCAUGAAAUCUCCCAUAAAAACUUCGGUCAUAGUAGAAUAUGUGAAAUCGCAGGCUAUAAUUACAAAUGUCGUGCCUGUUAAGGAUGUGCCCCUACAUACAAUCCAUAAAGUCCAGUUAGAUUUCACGUCUCCAUUUACCUUGGUGUCCACUCGAAAUGGUUAUAUUCAUGGAUUCUUGGGAUAUUUUGACACGUGGUUUACACGUGACGAUCGUGAAAUUCCAUCAUCUCAGAACAUUGAUGAUAAAAUUGAAGGGGUUUUAAGCUUUACCACAGGCCCCCAAGGUGAAGUUACUCAUUGGAGACAAACCAUUUUUUUCUUGGAGCAUAGCAUAAAAGUUGAACAAGGUACAAUAAUUAAUGGAACAAUUGAUUGCAAAAAAAGUAUAGAAAACCCGCGUGAUCUUGAUUUCGAGAUUCGUUAUCAAGUAGUGAAUCAAAAGGAGGAAGAUCCAAAACAACGUAUACAAAAGUUUUAUUUGCGAUAA
Messenger RNA from Funneliformis caledonium, 1464 nucleotides. NCBI's taxonomy places the organism in Eukaryota, Fungi, Glomeromycota, Glomeromycetes, Glomerales, Glomeraceae. The record is from the annotation of a GenBank genome assembly.